UUGUGACGUCAUCGGAUAAACACCUGUAGAUACUGCGGGUCAAUUUCCGUCUUAUAGAUAACAUAUGUGACUAACACAUGUUAAUAUCAAUAUAUAUUAUAAAGGAUAUGGAAAUAAAUUGAAUCGAUUUGCUAAUAAUAUAAUCAAUCGACGCUUAUGAAUCAAUUGCAUAGAAUUCAGAACGAAUUAGCAAUGAAAUGGAAGGGAGUAUUUGCUGUUAUCGGCGGAUUUUUAAUUCACUUGACGUUAGGAACUCUCUAUACAUUCGGGAAUAUGAAUACUUACAUCACUUCUUACAUGAAGAAGAGAGUGGAUCAUAACAUAGAUUACAGCCAGACAAUAUGGGUGAAUGCUGCAGCAAUGUUUGGUCAAGGGUCUCUCAUGAUUGUUGGAGGAGUCUUGGAAAGAUUUAUUGGCGCUCGGUGGACUUGCCUUAUAGGAUCUGUUAUAUUCAGUGGUUCCGUAGCUUUAACAGUAUUUUCAAUUGAUAAAAGUUUUAUUGCUGUAGUUUUCACUUAUGGUCUUUCAUCAUCUUUCGGUCUUGGAAUAGCUUAUAUUGCCCCAUUGGCAUUAGGUAUGAAGUGGUUUCCAAAUAGAAAAGGUUUAGUAAAUGGAAUUGUUGUUAGUGGUUUUGGUUUGGGUGCUUUAAUUUUUAAUCAAGUUCAGACCACCUAUUUAAAUCCGAAAAAUUUAGUUCCAGAUAAAAAUGGCUAUUUUGAAGAUGAUGAAAUAUUAGAUAGAGUACCAACAGUUUUCCUGUUACUAGGAGGAAUAUAUUUUAUACUUCAAAUAAUUGGAGUUAUUUUAUUAUUUAGCCCUCAAUUAGAAUGGAAUGAGUCAUAUUCAAAUCUGUUGAAAUCUGGGAAUCAAGAAACAGAUAAUGAUGAUUCGUCUAAAGAAGAUUUGCAGCUUCCUGCAAUUGAUCGUAGUUUAAAACCAAGUGAAAUAAUAUUAAAAAAAGAAUUUUACAUGUUGGCUUUGACAUUUGCUUUAAUAAUACAAUGUGUUCAGUUUAUUAAUACUAUGUAUAAGGCUUAUGGCCAGACAUUUAUAGAUGACGAUCACUUUUUAUCCUGGGUGGGGUCUUUAGCAUCCAUUUUUAAUUCUUUAGGUAGGAUAGUUUGGGGUCAGAUUCAAGAUAAGACUUCUUACAGAUCAUGUAUGUUGUGUUUGAGUGGAGCUUUAAGUAGCUUGAUGCUAAGCUUGAUUGCUACAUCAUAUGAUGGAAAAGCAAUGUUUACAAUAUGGAUUCUUGGCAUCUUCUUUACUUUCUCUGGACUCUUUGUGUUGCUACCAACAGUCACAGCACAACUAUUUGGACCAAAAUAUGCAGGCACUAAUUAUGGGCUUUUGUUUAUUGCACAAGCCAUAUCUUCAAUUUUGGGAGCAUUUGUCAUUCAAAUAUUAUUAUCAUCUUUACAUUGGUUUGGGACUUUUAUGCUUCUUGCAACAUUUGCAUUUUCAGUUGGAAUUAUCACUUAUUUCUUUCCAAGCAAAACAGAUUCUUACUAUUCAUAGAUAAUUAGUAAGUUUUUGAAUUACUGUAAUGAUCUCUGUCUGAUUGUCACAUGUUACUGAUAUAAAGUUAUCAACAACCUAGUCAUCAAUUAUAGAGAGAUAAAGAUGUAAUCUUCAUUAAUUAGGGAUCAAGACUCAAUUGAACAGUAUUUCAAGAUAAGAAUUUUUAAAUUUAAUUGAAAAUAGGUUUUUGUUAUAUAUAUAUAUAUGUAUGAGUUUUAACUCUAAUAGGAAAACAGAUAUUACAUAUAAACAAAUAAAAAAUGUAUAUUUAACAAAUUAAUUUAUAAUGAGAAGAAA
This is a messenger RNA of Centruroides sculpturatus (bark scorpion), 1818 nucleotides long. RefSeq lists its product as uncharacterized. The transcript is spliced from 10 exons. The record is from RefSeq and is a predicted model, not a curated record. The coding region runs from base 157 to 1518 and encodes 453 amino acids. Gene Ontology annotation, molecular function: transmembrane transporter activity. Gene Ontology annotation, biological process: transmembrane transport. NCBI's taxonomy places the organism in Eukaryota, Metazoa, Arthropoda, Arachnida, Scorpiones, Buthidae.